Messenger RNA from Drosophila eugracilis, 1979 nucleotides. Its product is annotated as WD repeat-containing protein 43. Gene Ontology annotation, cellular component: nucleolus. The record is from RefSeq and is a predicted model, not a curated record. The transcript is spliced from 7 exons. Lineage: Eukaryota; Metazoa; Arthropoda; Insecta; Diptera; Drosophilidae. Gene Ontology annotation, molecular function: protein binding. Bases 28 to 1899 code for a protein of 623 amino acids. Gene Ontology annotation, biological process: maturation of SSU-rRNA from tricistronic rRNA transcript (SSU-rRNA, 5.8S rRNA, LSU-rRNA).
CGCAUCCCUAAUUAAAAACAAAAAACCAUGUCGCUGGGCAAGAAGCACGUGUUGGGGUUUUCGCCCAAUGGUGGCCAACUAUUUGCCUCGGUGGACGAGACGGGCAUCCUACGGAUAUGGGACACGGAGACGAACACACUUAAGCAGGAGUUUACGCCGAAUCUUCAGGUAUCCGGGCCUUGCACAGCCCUCACGUGGGUUUCAUUGGGAUCCCCUCGGCCUAAGAAGUCGCGAAAGAGCCUGCAGUCACAGGAUACCCCAAUUGAGCAGCUUCAUAUUGCUCUCGGAACGCUUAAAGGUUCAGUGGCUAUAUACUCUCUAGCAGAGGGAAAGAUUGUUCGGACCCUUAGUGGCGACAGUCAUGAUGGACUGGUUACUUCGAUUGCUUAUGACAACGCUGGACACCUGUACACCGUGGGCGCGGAUUGCAGGGUGCUCGUUUGGUCCUUGGCGGAGGAACGAUCCAUCGACGAAUGGCAGGUUGGGCCUGAUAAGCCACACAACAUAGCAUAUUUGCAAAAGAGUCGCACACUGGCAGUUGGUUCCCGCCAACUGAAAGUGUACGAUGUCAAGACGAAGGAGCUGGUGGAAACCUUUACGGGUCACUCGGGUGAAAUUAGAAAUAUUAGUAGCGUUAGCAGUACAGAUGGCACUGAAUUCGUACUGACCACCGCUAAGAUGGAACGCGUUAUCUGCUUCUGGAAGGUUGAAAAGAAGGGAAAGAACAAGGCAUCCGCGUGCACACUGCUCAUGGAAGAUUUGGCAUACUGUCUGGCAAGCGAAGUGCGCGAAGAUGGUCAGCUGCGUGUGGCUAGUGUAACGCGAAAUGGCAAUAUUCACAUUUACCUGCUCAACGUUAACAACUUAUCCGCUGAAAAGUUCGUAAAGCCGAAGGUAUCCCUGCAAAUUGUGUCCGAUGGCGCUGAGACUGUGGAGCCCAUUUUAGCAGUGGCGGCUCAUUUUGUGAGCGAUUCAAAUAGGUCACAUGAAAUCCUCUUUGGCUACGGCAGUCGCCAGCAGUUACAAUUUGAACGCUUUACCCCGAACUAUGGCGAAAAAUUGAACGUUAUCGUACGCGCCGAUCCAAAGAAGCUGUAUGUGAAAAAGAAGGGCAAGGAACAGCUGGGUUACCAGGCGGCCACCAAGGUCCAAAAGCCGAUAGUGAGCAAGAAGGACGUAGAGUACAACAGUGCAUUGCCCAUAUCACAAAAGAAGGUGCAGAAUGAUGUACCAAUGGAGGCUCGACUGCAGCAUCUAAAAAUCCAUGGAACCAAAUUGAGCGGAGGCAAGUUGCUGACGCAAAGCAAGACGCAGCUUCUAAUGCAGGCAUUACACAGCAAGGAUCAGGCGAUGAUACAAGCCGUUCUAAGCACGCAGGAUACAGAGACGAUACAGUUGACGUUGGAUCGACUGCCGAUCGAAUAUGUCAGCCCAUUGGUCAACGAACUGUCUAUCCUGCUACAAGGAAAGCAUGCAAAUGUCAGUUCUGCCCUGCGCUGGUUGCACGUGCUUGCCUCCACUCACACGAGUGUCCUUAUGUCCGAGGACAAGGAUGCACUUCGCGAGAAACUGGGCGUCUGCCUCGGCGUGGCGGAGCAGAGAAUGCACUGUCUGUCGGAAGCAUUACAAAUAACGGGGCGUGUGAACUUAAUAAUCAACCAGAUGAAGCGUAAUGCGGACAAUCAUCUCAACGAUACCAACGCCUUGAUUCUGGACGAGGACCCAGACGAGCCAAACGAUGCUCCCGAUGAUACGCUGCCGACAGAAACUAACUGGAGCGACCUGGAGGAUCAGGAAGGCAGCUCGAAGAGUAUUUCGGACGAUGAGCUGGCGGCGGAUGACGAUCUAGCGACCGACGAUAAUAACGCAGACACAGACUCUGAUGAAUCCAUGAACUAGCCAGUCCCUCCCAUAUUAGUUUUAAAGGAAAUUCCUCGGUUGUCGUACCGCAAGAAAUUAAACUACAAUUGUUUUCCAAA